GAUAUUAAACUAGUCAAUUAGAAAAUGUAACAGUUCAAUCUGAAUUCAGUUCAAUUGAAUGUGAAGGGCUGAACAGAAAAUGUUCAGGAAAUUACCAUUUUUAAUCGUCGUAGGUAUUCCAAUAAUAUUUGGACAUACGGCAUUCGAACAGAACCAGUCGAGAACAUGGAAAAAUACCACAUUCUAUGCAUUUCGCGGAAUAAGAUUUGCCGAAUCACCAACUGGAGUUUUACGUUUUAAGGCUCCGGUGCCUGCCAAAACGUGGAACAACAUAACAGCAAUUUUUGAGAACGAACUCGACCGAGAUGGUAGCGACUGUCCAUCACCCAAUACUUCAUACGACGAGGAUUGCUUGUUUUUAAAUGUUUACACCAAGUGCUUGAAUGAAUCAUGCUUAAAGCCAGUUAUUGUCUUCAUCCACCCGGGAGGCUUCUACAUUGGCUCUGGAAGUUCUGCCAAUUUUGGGCCCGAAUAUUUAAUGGAAGAGGAUGUUGUCUUGGUUACGUUCAACUACCGCCUGGCAUUUUUCGGAUUCACAAGCAUGGGUACAACGGAUGCAAUCGGAAAUGCUGGAUUCAAAGAUCAAGCGCUCGCCUUGAAUUGGGUUCACGAUCACAUUCUUCACUUUGGAGGCGAUCCAAGCUGUGUGACAUUGAUGGGAAAUAGUGCGGGUGCAAUGAGUGUAGCUUUGCAUAUGGUCUCUCCGCUAUCACGUCAUUUGUUCCAUCGAGCGUUUGCAGUGAGCGGUGGCAUACUACCACAAGCAAAAUCGCCGUCAUCACAACCGCACUUGAUCGAGAAACUAGCGCAGUUGAUCGGCUGUACAUCAAAUGCAACUGCUUUCGAAUGUGUCAGAAAUGCAUCAACUGUAUCGAUUACCAAUAAUUUGAGGAAAAUCUUCAAUUUCGGAUGGGACAAUCCAGUCUAUCCUUGGCUACCGGUUGUUGAACCAAAAAACGGUAACGAAGCACCAUUUUUAGAUGAAGAUCCAAUGAAAUUACUUGAGACUGGACAAUACAAUACCAUUCCCGUUAUGGCUAGUGUUACCAAAGACGAAACAGCAUCGUCGGGAAUGUACUUGUUCGAACAUCGAGAACUUCUGACUCAGUGGGUGAAUGAUUUUUCUAGAGUCGGGCCAAUUUGCAUGCAAUACGAGGCCAAUGAUACUGUGUCCGAAGCUUUGCGCAAGAGAUAUGCUGAUUUUCAAAUUGGCGAUAGAGAUAAUCUGGUCGAUUCAUUCGUUCGAACAGCUCAAGCGUUUUCAGAUGCGAUAAUCACUUUUCCAGUUUAUCGUUUCGCUCAGCUGGUGAAGAGAACCAAUAAUGUCCAUUACAUUAAGUUCAAUUACCGUGGACCGCACAGUAUGUUCAAGUGUAAUUCCACGAUCGACAAGGAAUUGUGUGAUGCAAUUAAAAAAUUAAAAAUUGUUGAGCACACGGACGAUCAACAGUACCUAUUCACAUCGUCGAGUGUUCCCCGAAUAACUGAUGAAUUCAGUCCUGAGGGUCAAAUAGUGCGCAAGUUUACUAAAUUAGUUUCUACCUUUGCUAAAACGGGAUUUCCGUAUUUUGGCCCGAACAUUAUGACCAAUGAAGCAAAAUAUGAGUCUGACGAGACGUACAUCCUAUUCGAUUCAACAUUUCAAAUCGACAAAAAACCAUUCAUCGACUCUACUAUGUGGGAUGAACUUUUCCCGGUGAAAUGGCAUACCAAAACAUCACAUCAUAGCUAGAGAUGAUCGAGUCGGAGAUUUAACCCGACCCGACCCCAAAUACGUUUUUGAAACAAGAUUUCUAUAAAUUAUUUUUAGGCAGAGGCUAUUUGUACUCGAGUGCAAAUAGUCAAUAGGAACACUAUUUGCACCCGGGUGCAAAUAGUCAAUGUAUGAGCUAUUUGCAGUCACGCCCCGCGAAAUUAUAUUUCAUAAUGUUAACAGACCAUUCGACUGCAAAUAGCUCAUACAUUGACUAUUCCUUCGUAUCAACUAACAAAAGAACAUGUUUUUCAAACAAAAAUUUCAUUUCGUUAGGUUUGUCAAGAAAAUAAUUUCAGUGAAUUACUUUGAAUUGUGACCAAACAUUUUGUGGGAAUUGCAUUUCCCCAAGAUCUCAGAAGGGCGCCUAAAUGUGGUGCAUGUAGACAAAGGCUACUCAUUUGGAACACACCAAACUCCUCCCUUAUAAACAGUUAGUAGAUGGAAGAAUUCAGGAACAAAUCAAUCUCUUUACACAUUUUGUAGAAGGAAUUCAGUUGGAACAAACCAAACUCCUUCCUUUCAAAGUUUGUAGAAGUAUGAAUUCAGUAGAAACAAACCAAACUAUCUCCUCACACAAAUUGUACAAAGAUGAAUUCAGUAGGGACGAACGAAGCUCCUUCUUUACAGUUUGAAGAACGAUGAAUUCAGUUGGAACAAACCAAACUCCUUCCUUAUACAGUUUCUAGAAGGAUAAAUUCAGUAAGAACAAAGGAAAUUCCUUCCUUACACAAAUUGUAGAAGGAUGAAUUCGGUAGGAACAAACCAAACUCCUUCCUUACAUAAAUUGUAGAAAGAUGCUCCAUCCUUACAGUUUGAAGAAGAAUGAAUUCAGUUGGAACAGACCAAACUCCUUCCUUACACAGUUUGUAGAUGGAUAAAUUCAGUAGUGCAAAUAGUCACUUCGUUACUUUUAAUGAGACCUAAACGCUUUAGAACGUCUUCUCCUUCUUCCCGCUCUCGUUAAGGCUUUCAUCUCGUCUUCAUCUCCAAUAAUUUUUACUCAAUAGCCCCUUAAUCGUGAGAACAGAAGUCGAGAAAACUCGAAAACCAAUAAUUGAGGGUAAAUGAUAGUGUCAACCAGGAAAAUAAUUCUGGUAAAUGAGCAUGCUCGAAAGUCUUUGUUACGAGGGCCUAUUUUUCGGAAUUUUGAUUCUGAAAAGUUCCGAAAAUUUCUUACAAUUAUAAUCAGAAUAGGCAUGUACUCACAUGUAGAACGAGGUCCGUAAUUAUUUCUUUUGUAAGAAAGAUUGAUAAUGAUAAAUAAAAUGAUUUCAAGGUUUUCGGACCAUUCUAGUUGUAUGACACUUAGGUGCUUCGUGUGAGUUCGGUGAGUAUUUAAUUUUGUCAUUUUGAUAAACGGGUGGUGACACCAGCCCAUUUUGACGCCACACGAAAAAGAAAUAAUUUCGAGUUCCCAAGCACAGGCGGAGUAUUCAUUUUCUUAAUGAUUGAAUCAAAAAAAUAUAUCAAAAAAGCACUCCAUC
Molecule: messenger RNA, 3240 nt
Organism: Bradysia coprophila
Lineage: Eukaryota; Metazoa; Arthropoda; Insecta; Diptera; Sciaridae
Product: juvenile hormone esterase-like
Source: RefSeq, a predicted model, not a curated record